UCGUGCCGUUACUGGUAGGCGUAUCCGAACCCCGGGUAUAAAUAGUAGUCGUGGCGGGGAGACGUUCAGAAAGGAGACGGUCGCGCUGCUACGAGUGCACGUUUCAGUUCAUUCAUCGUUAUAGAACGGUAAAGUACGAGCGUGAAACGAAUAGAUUCCUAACGCAUAAGAAAAACAAGUACAGUGUGCUGUGCAAUUGAAAUUGAGGUGACGAAAUGUUCGAUAUCGUAAUCGGAUGUAGAACAUGAGUGAAUGUUUAAGUCAUUCGUGCAUGACUUAAAGACACUGUGAUCCUAUGCGAGGCUCGAACAUUUACGGUAACCAGCAGCGAGGCUGGAAGUGCGCGUGGGAUACGACACACGUCGUGUAAUUACUGGUGAAAAACAACGUACAAUUUAAAGUAUGGUGAAUAUGGAGAGUUCAAACGAGCAGCAUACCGUGACAGCUUCGCCGCCGCCACGAGCUGCUCUCAAGAGCAACUUCAGCAUCCGUAGCAUCUUACCUGAGGCUUGCGGCGGGACGCCCGCGCCGUCGGUCAGCCAUUCGGACUCUUCCGAUGCUGGUCACGUUGACGAUAGCGACAGCGAUCUCGAUGUUACCGGUAAUGGCAUGGAAACGCCGCCUUUGGAUUGCUCUACAAAUGCAGCGUCCGUCAGUCCGACGAACCAAAAAGACUCGAAGGAGCAACCGGAGGAUAAGAAGAAGGCGGAGAAACCACCGUACAGUUACAACGCAUUGAUCAUGAUGGCCAUUCGGCAAAGUCCCGACAAGCGACUUACCUUGAACGGCAUCUACGAGUACAUAAUGCGUCACUUUCCCUACUACGAGAACAACAAGCAGGGCUGGCAGAAUUCCAUUCGACAUAAUUUAUCGCUCAACAAAUGUUUCGUCAAGGUGCCUCGUCAUUACGACGAUCCGGGCAAGGGCAACUACUGGAUGCUAGAUCCAAGUUCCGAGGACGUGUUUAUCGGAGGUACGACGGGGAAACUUCGACGCAGGACUACGGCCGCUUCAAGGUCUCGGCUGGCAGCCUUCAAGAGGAGUGUAGUGCUCGGUGGACUUUAUCCGCCUUAUCCGCCACCAGGAUGGCCGGCGUCGCUCUACACCUUACCGUGUCUUCAUCGCGCCGUUGCAUAUCCCCCAGUGACCGGUUCCUACACCACCCCAGCUGGAUAUCCAGCGAGUCUGUUGCCUGGAGCAGCGACCACGUCGGCUACAGGCUUGCCCUGCAAACCGCAGCCUCUUCCAGCGACGGCGGCACCUCCGGCGGCUCACGGUGCCUUCUCUGUGGAAAGGCUACUACAAGCACCUACGGGUUAUCCCCCCGCCAUAGCGGCGUCCGGAAUUCCGCCACCAGGGCAUUCUUAUCAAGACUUUUAUACCACCUUAAGAUCUAUCGCGGCGCAUCAGCAUCAGGCGGCGAUGUUCAGUCAACAACCUAGGUAUCAUCUUAAUCAAGCGCCAGUUCUAAGUCAGCCUGCUUCUAGCACGGCUUCGCCCGGAAGUAGUCCGGAGCCGAUGGCUCCGCAUUCGCCGCCGGUUACUAUUUGUAACUCCGUCCAACCGAGACCGCUCCCUCACAAUCCGCCGCAGCUUCUUCUAAAGCCCAUCACGGUCCUCACCGGCCGACAAAGCUGAAUCGCAAUUCCAAGGUUUCUGCAGAAACGAUCAUCCCCCCGGGAAAUGCAGCACGGUUUCGCUUUGCAUGUAAAAUUAUCGUUAUGUUCGUCAGGUUGAAAUUUUUAUAAUAAUUUAAAUGUAGCCAAAGAAAAAAUCAGGGACAAAAUUUAGCUGGACUAAAUUUCUCUUAUCGAAACUUUUUUAAUUUAUUUUUAUAUUAUUGACAAUGCGAUUUUUUUAGCAGCCAAGAUGUAGCAUGGAAAAUCCAUUCAUCGAGAGAAAUUGACCGAUAUUAACUAGCACACGUACACACGUAAUAACGUUAAAUUUUUAUUGACAAUUCCAGUAUUUUCGAUAGGAAUAUAAUCAGUAACUGUAUACUCAAAUAUGUAAUUAAUUGCGGUCAAUUUGUACUUUACUCGUUCCUACAUUUGUACACAUACUCCAUCUCACAUACUCUGACCGUGUUCCGAAAUUCACUGCUAGUAUUGGAAUUGUAAAUUUUUAAUACUAACAAAUUUUGGAACACGGCCUCUAUAUACGAUAUCGCUCUCUCUUUCUCUCUUUUCUUGUAAAUAUAGUAUAGAAAAUACGCAUCAGCGUAUCACAAUCUUCAUUUGCAAACGAUAUUGUUGGUGAAACUUCAUCACACAAAAUAUGACAUUUGCAAAUGUCACAAUACUCCCUUUCUAUAUAUAUAUAGGAUAAUAAAUAAUAAUAUAACAAAAAAAUAAUGUAAAUAGUUAUAUCAGUUAGGUAGAAUUUGAAUUUAUGAUCUCUCAUUGACGGACUGUAUCUGUGUACAGUAACGGUUAAUCGAUAAUUGUAUAUAGUCAAAUUUAUAAAUAGUCAUUUAUAGCUUCUUAUUACAAGGUGUGUAUGUACAUAGAUAGAAAAUUGUUGCUAAAGAUAUUAUGAAUAUUAUAUAUGUAUAUAGAGAGAAUUGGUCGCGAUAAAGAUAAAUGCGUGCGAGAGACAUAUAUGUAUGACGCCAUCAAAAUAAAUGUUGGAGAUCUUUUUAAAAAUUUUUUGUUGUUGCA
This is a messenger RNA of Cataglyphis hispanica, 2660 nucleotides long. Its product is annotated as forkhead box protein fkh-2-like. Gene Ontology annotation, molecular function: DNA-binding transcription factor activity; sequence-specific double-stranded DNA binding. Gene Ontology annotation, cellular component: nucleus. The transcript has a single exon. Gene Ontology annotation, biological process: regulation of transcription by RNA polymerase II. The coding region runs from base 403 to 1638 and encodes 411 amino acids. The record is from RefSeq and is a predicted model, not a curated record. Lineage: Eukaryota; Metazoa; Arthropoda; Insecta; Hymenoptera; Formicidae.